AACACCAAGCGAAAACGAGAGAGCAAUAGGGUCCUGCUGUAGAUAAUUCACGAGCAGCACCACAAAUCACAAAGUUUGACACAGAUUUUUAUCUAGGGCUACUUCUUCGGCACAGGACUAAACGAUGAUGAAAUGAAGGCUUCCUGUCGCACAUCUUUCCCCUUUUGGCAGUGGGGCUGCCGACCACGGUGUUUAUUUCUUUUCGCAGUUUUUAGUUUUUACGACCCGAAGACCACUCACGUAGCGGCGCUGCGAAGAGCCUCUACCACGACUUUGCAGUUCGAGUGGCAGACGGGAAAACAGAAGAAUUACGUCGACAGAAAGAGUAACAUAGGUGCAGCAAAGACCACAACAGGAAAUCGAAAUCACGCGAAAGAAAAGGAACGUGAAGCAGUAGAUCACGAUAGCACGACAUCGGCGAAACGAACAACGAAUGUCAAGGGAAAGCAUAAAGAUAACAAGUUUCUGAAGCUGCAGCACUCGACGACUGGUGACGAGGACACGACCCAUGAUGCACAAGCGCUGGGUCCGCUUCCAGAGCCAGAAAAUGGAGAAGAAUUUUUACCUCCCAGCGUCGUUCAGGACGAGAACGAGGUCUUCAAUUACUCGGUCGAAGAACAGCGGGAGGCUGUCCGGAGGUACUUCGAGACAGAGGACCGGAAGAAGAAACUAUCACAGGACCACGUCGAAAUGCUAGCGGAAAAGGGAAGAGAGCUGAUCGAAACGGAGGAAGAUGCAGCAGCAGUAGCCUCUUCGGGGAAGAAACUACACCAGCAUGGGAAGAAGAAGAAGCAAAAGCAGAAACAGAAGAUGGUUUUGGUCACCAAGACAUUGCAGUUCGGGAUUUUUGACGGGUUUUUUGACUUUUUCAACUUCAUCGGAAACAUGCUCGGGCUCGGUUAUGCGUUGCAAAUGCAUCGUUAUCGUGUCAGUUGUAGAACUAGAACUAGCAUUGCAAAUCUUUCCAGAAGGAAGAGCGGAAUUUGCAAUGCUGCAUUGGCUAUAAACCAGAUUUGUCAUUCUGUAAUAUAAAGAAAAAUACCAGAAGAUUUCUUUGUCAUGCUGUACUGCAAUUAGUACGAUACUUUUGCAAUGCAUGUCACCCCCGAGGAAACAACCUCGCUGCCAACUAACAACACCGACAGCAACGAAACAGCAACAGCGAACGAGACAGCAACAGCGAACGAGACAGCAACAACGAACGAGACAGCAACAACGAACGAGACAGCAACAACUACAAACGAGACAGUAUCGUACGAAAAAAGGGUAGUUUCGCUGUAGAGAUUUUGUAAGUUUUGCAUCACGAGUUUGAUCUACAUGAAGACAGAGAAAAUUUGCCCCUUGGAUGGGCAGCUCCUAAGGCAAAACACAUCUAAAAAUUCAUUGUCUUGCAUGUGUAGCUGCAAGACAAACACUUCUGAGAUACUUUUUCUACAUAAUUACAACAAGGCUACAGUGGAACUACUUUUUUUCUUUCGAUAGACAGCUGACACGAACUCGAGCGGCCUGUUUCGGAGAGGAGCCGAAGACUUGGAAGGAGGAGAUACAGGGGGAUCAUUCCAGGCCGAUGAACUAGAAGCGUUUGAAGACGAGGAUAAUAUGCCCCUGGUGGAUCAGGACGACGGGGGUGCUGCAGAUGAAACGCUUCACUUUGCAGUGGCUGUCCACGACAAAAAUGCGGAUCCUAAAAAACCUGACGAAGAUUCUCUUGCUUCGGACAACGACGAUGAAUUUCUCGGUCUUAGAAAAAAGAACGCAGCGGGGAAAACAGUGUCGGAAAGAGGAGAGGAAAAAGAAGAAGCGAAAGCUACUUCCAAAAAGUUCUCCACCGAAAUUGCAUCCCAAACGGAAAAGGCGAAAGUUUCCGUUGCAGGGAAAACAGCGACCGCGAAGUUCGAUAUUGCGCCGGAUGAGACUGAGGGGAAGAAAUUGCAGGUAGAAGUAGUAAAGGGAAAGGAAGAGGAAGGGGUUACUGCGCCUUCUGGUCCUGCGGCCGGAACUGGGGCGGCGAGCGGACCAUCAAGCAGCACUGUUAAUGAGAAGCCACUCGUAGCAACCUCCAAGCCUGAUGACGCUGCAGAGCCUGCACAAGAAGAAGUAGAGGAGGAGGAUAGCACAACAGUGGAUCAGGUCGAAACCCUUUCCGGCGAAGAUAUCGAAGAGCCGCUACCGGUGGCGACACUGACGAGGAAGAAAUCGUCUUCCACGGCCGCGGAACAUCAUGCUGUCCUUGACGCUGGGUGGUCCGAGAAAGAGGUUGCAGAAAUGAAGGAACAAGUGCAGGAAGAGUUGAAGGAAGAGAUGAAAGACGAGCUGAAAGAAGCGUUGAAAAAGGAGAUAACAGAGGACUUGAAGCAAGAACUCAAAGCGGAACUUUCAUCUUCGAAUAAACCGGAAAUGUUGAAGGGGGCGAAGAAUAAAGUAGACAACGAAGAAAACGAUCACUUUUCCGCGGUGUCGGCGAAGAGACUCGUGCGGAAGGAGGACGAGCAGCUUCACCAUCAACAGAGGAAGGUGGAAGUAGAGAAAAAGAAGACCACAGCUACAUCCUCUACUGCGUCGGAAGCAAAAACAUCAGUGUUGAAAGACAAGAAAAGCAUCGCGAGCAAAAACACCAGUCCGUCUGGCUGGGUUUCGUUGCCCAAGAAUCUAGCGAAGGAGAUGAAGCAGGAAGGAAAAGAGAAGAAAAGCGCCGCGGUUGCAUCUUCUUCUACUGCACCAAAAACUACGGUUUUCAAUGCGAAAAGUAGUAGCGCUACUUCCGCUUCAGCUUUAAAGGAAAAGACGUCCUGCAAAUACUGCGAGGGGGAUAAUUGUGUGAACCUUUCUUGCACAAGCACAUCAUCUACUUCAACCAGCGAUAAAACAAAAGCCAGUGCGCCGGCAGCUUCCUCAAAAGGUAAAAAAACCGAUGCUGCCAGCAGCAGCAGCUCCGCGACAACUUCUACGGUGGCAAGAACUUCUUUUACAAGUGGUACUUCAGGCCUUUACUGUGAGGGUGACAAUUGUGUGAGGGUGAGUAAAAACGGUAGCAAUGAAAAAGAAGCACCGGCUGAGGAAGUAGUAGAUCAAGAUCUUCCUUCUUCAGCUUCAGCAGGAGCAGAAACAGAACUGGAAGAGAGAAAGAAGAAAACUGCGCCAGAGCAUACCGAUGCAACGACAGCAAGCGACGAUGCCGCAGAACAAGCUCCUGCACAACCGUCGAAAGAGCGUCUGUACUGCGAGGGUGACAAUUGUGUGCACAUCCAGUUGCCAACCGACACAGCGCCGCCUGCAGCAUUAGAAGAGAAGAAAAAGACCACCAGCACAAGUACAUCAUGGACCAGCGUGCCUGAAAAAUUAGCUUCUGAAGAGGACGGGGACGCCACAUCAUCCGAUGGUGUUAGCACAGCACCUGAUAGUAGUUCCUCUCACGAACAAGUUACAAAACUCUAUUGCGAGGGUGACAGCUGUGUGCACAUUCGACCACCAUCAAGUGAAGACACAACUGGUGAAGAACCGAAAAAUGCAGCGCCAGCAGCGCUGGAAAAGAGGAAGGAAAGCAAAGGCGGGUGGGUCUCCGUCCCGGCCGGAUUGAAGGGGGCAGAGACGGAAGAUGAAGUCAGCAGCAAAUCAUCGGUGGAUAGCGAAGUUACUGCGACGUCAUCAUCGUCCUCUUCGUCCGACGAAGGAGCUACGAAACUUUACUGCGAAGGCGAUAACUGUGUGCAGCUUGGGAAACCAACUCCUGCUGCUAGUGAAGAUGUUGACUCCUCCUCCGCAGCUGCGCCAGCGGCGUUGGAAGAAAAAAAGAAGAAAUCUGUCGAUCUCGAUUCUACUACGAGUACUAGCAGCUCCAAGACAUCGGCCCCCGUUGAAAUCGAUGUCGCUGCUGCGUCCGCGGACUACGCUUCUUCAUCCUCUUCCCAGGGUGGCAAGCUCUACUGUGAGGGCGACAACUGCGUGCACCUGCUUGUUCCGGCAGGUCGUGGAGAAAGUAGCACUUCAUCUGCGGCGAAACCAAGACCAAAAUCAACUGGCACGCCGGCGCUCGAGGAGAGAAAGAAGAAAUCAGUUGCGCAGGAGCAUGAUUCUUUCGAAAAAGCAAGCCCGUGUCCUCGGAAGUUGUACUGUGAAGGAGACAACUGUGUACACGUGAACAUUUGUGAUGGGGAAAAAGAAGAAGAAGAAUCGCCGGAAGAAGCAGUGGUAGAUGCAACUCCAGCGUUGGAACAGAAGAAGAAGAUGACUGUUGACAAUACCAGUGAAGAUAAGGAACCUACUGUCAGUGAUGUAGCACCAUCAACAAAACCAGAAGCCGCGGAAACAAGUCCAAGUGCGACAUUACACAAAAAAGCAGGCUGCAAGAUGUACUGCGACGGUGACAAUUGUGUGCACCUCUGUCACGAUGCUGAGGCAGCAGCAACUACACCCGCUGCUCGUGUUCCCGCUACAACCUCUACGAAGCAGGAAGCGCAUGUAGAAAAAGACGAAACUCCUGCAGCGGUUGAUUCCCCGGCAGCGCUGGAAGAGAGGAAGAAGAAGGUAAAUUCCAAAGCCGGUUGCAAACUGUACUGCGAGGGGGACAACUGCGUACACUUAUGUGCUGAAGACACACACCAGCUACACAGUUCCGAAACCGCUCUGGAACAAAGGAAAAAGAAGGAUUUGCUAGCCAAGAACAGCGAGGAUGACACGGCAGCCAUGGAUGAGAAGAAGAAGGAGCUGGUUGCGAACACAGCAGCAUACGCGGAGAAAAUGACAUCAAAACUAGUAGACAAGAGCAAGGUUGAAACAGCCAAGGCUGCAAAUAACCAGGCGGGUGCAGAGACCACGAGGAACACCGGAUGCAAAAAGUAUUGCGAGGGCGACAACUGCGUGAACCUCUGCGGAACUACCGGUAGUGCAGCAUCAGAAACCUCCACCAAUAGCGCAGCAAAAACCACCGCAGAAGAAGGGGUAGUAACUGCGAGUCCGGAUAGCAGUACGUCGACCAGCGUCGAGAAGACGCCAUGCAAAAAGUACUGCGAAAAUGAAACUUGUGUCGACAUCUGCGGCGAAGCGGUGCACAGCCACCUGGAAAAAACCGCGUCGCGGGCUGAUGCAGUGCAAGAAAUGAGGUCGGCGCUGCAGAAAAAAACGGGAGUACUAGUUACAAAAACUGCUAAGAACAACGAGGAGAAAAGCACGGGGGAACAAAAAGUAAAGAAACCGGAGAGCGCGUCGUCAAAGGCCACUAGUAAAAGUAGUAGAAUAUUGAAAGCCCCGAACCCGCACAAGAAGGCCGGCGCCUGGAAGUCUCUGCCGAAAAAGUUACAAGAGAAGUUUUUCGCGCAGGAGAAGACAAGCUAUGCUGUGCAAAAGUAUCGUACUCGUAUAAAUGCAGGUCUUGCAUUACAAAUUUCUUUGUCAAGGCAAAUCAGCAUUACAAAUUUCAUUUCUCAUGCUGAGAAAAUUUGUAAUGCAUUUACACGAGUACGAUACAUUUGCAGUUCAUACAAGCGAAGAGAAAGCGAAAGCGUUCUUGAUGCUGCAAAUGAAAAAGGCGACUGCGAUCGCCGCGAGGAACGAGAACGGUGGGGCGUAGUAGUGCUGGGGUGAAAAUAAAUUGACUAAAAGAAAUCGUAGCGGGUCAGAUGCUCAGUUUUUUCACUUCAACAUUUCAGAAGAAGACAAAGAACACGGAAACCAGGACACCUCUCUACUUUCAGCAGAGCGGUUUUACAGUAGUUCUCGUUUUCAAAUCUAGCGAAGUAGACAACGUGCAAGUCUCAGGUAGAGAUCAAAAAUCACAAACCUAGAGCAGUAGAAAACAAUUGCAACUUCUAUAACCUAGCACAGUCAAUAUUUUUACGAAUUGCGUACUCAGUUUUGAAUUUUAGCUUUUUUACAACCAAGAAUUUCAAUACAAAGUAAGAUGGCCCUUCAUCUCGGCGGAGGACGCAGAUAGUUUCUCAAGGAAUACAGAGCAAAAAGCGUGAUGCUCGUUUCAAAGAAAAAAAUGACAUAGUGCAUCGAGCCUGUUGUAGCGCAACACAUUAGAAACUGCAACUGUACAACAUACGACGACGCUGUUAUCAUGUCAGAAUCGCAAAUGAACUUCGUAUACUUGUUGAGAAGAAAAAGGAGUUCAAGUGGAAAACACCAGAAACUCAAACUUCAUCUUGAACGAUAAAGUACACCUGGCCAACAU
Messenger RNA from Amoebophrya sp. A120, 6172 nucleotides. Lineage: Eukaryota; Dinophyceae; Syndiniales; Amoebophryaceae. The record is from the annotation of a GenBank genome assembly.